CAGCAACAUUUAAAUGCACACAGAAGCUACCAAACUCAGGGAUUUGGAUUAAACCAAAACAAGGUUUUUGUGGAUUCUCUUUAAACUAAAUUUGUUUUCUUCCUACAAGCAUCUUUCCUCUGAGGUUGUAGAGAUGCCCCUCUCAGGAACUCCAGCUCCUCCCAACAUAAGGAAAAGGUCCUCUAAAAUCAUUACUGACUUCUCCAGCAUCACACAAAUUGAGGAAGAGGAAACAGAUGCCACCGAGUUUGACCUCGGGACUAAGAUUAAGACGCCUAAGGAAGUGAUGCUGGAGGAGCUUUCUCUGAUGAAAGGCAAAGGUUCUCGGAUGUUCCAAAUGAGGCAGCAAAGAGUGGAUAAGUUUAUCAUCAGUGCUGAGCACCUUCAAAACCUCCAGAUCCUGGCACCUCCUGUAAACUGUGAAAAGAUCCCACCUAAGACCCUUCCCAAACCAGAUCACCCUAAAGAUGAAGUAGAACCUGAGACUGAGCAGGUAGAGAAGAAGGACUGUGAGUGUGUUCAAACAUAUGUCUCACCAUGGGAACAUGCUAUGAAAGACGAUGAUGAGCUUAAAGCCACCAUGAAAUCACAAAUGCCAGGGCCUCAUGUGCACAAGGACCUGCCUCAAUACAAGAGCUUCAAUAGAACAGCACUGCCUUUCGGAGGAUCUGACAAGGCUUCUCACCUGCUGAACUUUGAGCUCCCUGAGGUCAAGGUUGGCUCUGAAGAACCAGAGAAACUACCUGUGUUCCAGUGUCACAUCGACUCUCGACCAUCUUUCAACCGUACUCCCAUCGGCUGGGUGUGCAGCGAAGAGCCCAGCUACAUUCCCUUGAACCUGGAACCCAUCCCCUUUGAAGGAGAGACUGAAGAUCUCUGAGCAUAAUGACCUGCUGAUUCAUGCAGGCUAUAUCUAUAUCUCAGGUCAACUAUAAAAUCAUUAUUGUUAUGUUGAAGAUAUUUCUCAGGUACUGGC
This is a messenger RNA of Silurus meridionalis, 976 nucleotides long. RefSeq names its product myozenin 1b (gene myoz1b). Gene Ontology annotation, cellular component: actin cytoskeleton; Z disc. Bases 134 to 880 code for a protein of 248 amino acids. NCBI's taxonomy places the organism in Eukaryota, Metazoa, Chordata, Actinopteri, Siluriformes, Siluridae. Gene Ontology annotation, molecular function: telethonin binding; FATZ binding; actin binding. The record is from RefSeq and is a predicted model, not a curated record. The transcript has 6 exons.